Molecule: messenger RNA, 1740 nt
Organism: Schistosoma curassoni
Lineage: Eukaryota; Metazoa; Platyhelminthes; Trematoda; Strigeidida; Schistosomatidae
Source: the annotation of a GenBank genome assembly
AUGUUAUGUAACAUCUCGGAACUAAUCGAUAAUUAUCAUCAUUUAGCAGUACAAGAGAAAGAAGAUCAAGAAUGGAAUAAAUUUGCACGUAAACGAAAUUACAUGAUUUUAAUGGAACGUUACCCUGUUUUAAAUCCACGCCUAAGACGCUAUUGUUCAUCUUCUUGGACAACACCCAACAGAGAAACUACUCCUAGUAAGAAGGUAACUAUUCCCGCUGCUGAAGCAUCUUCUGAAAUCCCACCAUUCAACGUUGAUGAAUACAUCAAUCAACCAAUUAACAUUGAUAAAAUUACCAAUAUUCAUCAACGUCAUUUAGCUCCUCAAAUUCAACCAAGAUAUACAUCGAAUUUAGAACCACGACCAAAAAGUUUAGUUGUUAAACGAUCAAUGCGUUGUCGUGUCUGUGAACAUAAUCUAUGCAAAGCGGAUUUUAGUCCAAGUUCUAUUAAAUUUCGAAUUAAUUUAAAUGCAUUAUAUCAUGUUCCAGAAUUACGAUUUAUUAUUCCACCAACAAUUAAUAAAGGAUCAACAUUUGAUUUAAAACAGACUAUGAGUAAAACUAACUUAACAUUGGGACGUCGUACUUCAUCGACAUUAGUUUCUAUGAAAUAUGAACCUGUCAUUCAUUCUAAUGCUACACCUGGUCAAAAAAUAAAUAUAAUUUUAACCAUAAGUAAUCCUAUGCAUCGGAUUACAACUUUUUCAUUACGUCAAUUGACUUCACAAGAAGAAAUAGAACAUCUUGGACAUUUAAUUAACAGCAAUAAGCAUGAACUAAAUUCACUUUCAUCUACAAUCGAAAUUCAAUCUAUUGAUAAUGCCAAUGAAUCAAAAAAGGAUCCUACUACUAUCAGUAGUGACACAGCAUCAUUAUUGUCUGAUGAUCAAUUAACAUGUUUUUCAACUGUAAAUCUCAUUUUACCAACCGAAGAGUUAAAACUUGCACCCCGUAAUGACAUUAUGGAUUGUGAUGUAACUCCAGGUCAAAGCUCUGGCGAUUACAAAGAUGAUCCUAAGAUAGUGGCCUUCCGUCGUGGUAACAAACUAGGUAUUAAUGUUACUUUAAUACCAAAAACCAAUAAGUUACCGACAUUGCAAAAUUCAAGUUUGGUUCCGGUUAGCGAAGAUCAAAUAGUUGAUCAAUUUCACAAAUCUGAACAACUGAUCCCUUUACAAGCUGCAAUUUACAUGAAUUUCGACUACAAAAACACAUCAACUACUCUGUUAAGUGCAGCGAGUAAUAAAACAGUGGCAACUGACACUACCAAAACACAAGGAAAGAUUCCAGAAACAGCUACAACCACUGAAACAUCAAUAUUGUCAGCAACAACUGCCACUGCUUCUACAACAUUAGAACAACGUGUUUUACCCCCAGCUGAUGAAAUCAAACAAAUUCAAAUAGUAGCAUUAUUUAAUUUUGGUUAUAUGCCUGUCAACGAAUAAAUUAAGUACAUCUAAUAAUAAUUAUUUUGUUGACUUUCAGUCAUUUAACUAUGUGAUCAGAGUUUACAUGACUUUUUCUUUGUGAUGAAGCGUAUUUAUUAACCUGUGAACGGUGUGUUUGGUUUACAUUAUUCUUUUAUCAUAGCUUAUUUUUCAUAUUUGAGGGUGUUUCUGGUGACUAUUGAAAAUGAUAACAAACAGUUAAAUCUCCCAAUUAAUUACAUGUACUUCAUUUUGCAAUACAAUAACAGGUGCAAGUCUUUUAUUUACAAAUAAAUAUUAUCAUACAUAUCA